GCAGGCGGACCAGAGAGAGACACUCAAAACUCAUCUACAGGAGGAUGGAGGUGGAGAACCGACCCAACGGAUUUGACUUCUCCAAACGGGGCAAGUUACUUACCAGCGGUUUUUAUGAAGAAAACUCUCUCCACGAUGAUACAGAGGACGUGGGUGAGCAGCGCUGGUGUUUGAUCUGUGGUGACCGAGCGUCAGGGCUGCACUAUGGCAUCAUCUCCUGCGAGGGGUGUAAGGGCUUCUUUAAACGUAGUAUCUGCAACAAGCGCAUCUACCGCUGCAACAGAGACAAGAAUUGUCAGAUGUCCCGCAAACAACGCAACCGCUGUCAGUACUGCAGACUGCACAAAUGCCUUCAGAUGGGGAUGAACCGCAAGGCUAUCAGAGAGGACGGGAUGCCUGGAGGGAGGAAUAAAACAAUCGGACCGGUACAGAUCUCAGUGGAGGAGAUCGAACGAAUUAUGUCUGGCCAGGAGUUUCAGGAAAACAUGGAACUGUCAGAUACGUGGAGCCAUGGCUACAGUAACCACAGUUCACCUGGCAACAGUAUCUCCGAGGGCGGCCAGACCUUAUCUUUCUCCACGAUAUCCACCAGCCAUUCAGUGAAUAUGAACACAUACUCAAUGUCCCAUAAAGAUCCAUGCAGCAGUCCACAACUGACUCAUGCUUUCCUGUUGGGCAAAUGCCCUUUACCACCCCCUACUGGUGGCAGCCUGAAGACACAAUCACACAUGUUAUCAGCCCAGCUUGUCGCUGCCGAAGACCUGACACCUCUCAGUACACCCAUGGUCAUAGAGGAAGGAUGUAGUGUGGCUCAAUCGGAGCUGUUGACUCUGCUGUGCCGUCUAGCUGAUGAGCUGUUAUUCAGACAGAUCGUCUGGAUAAAGCAGUUACCGUUCUACAGUGAUCUGUCCAUUAAAGACUGCACUUGUUUACUGGGGGCUUCAUGGCAUCAGCUCAUCCUCCUCUCCUUGCUCACUGUGCACAGCAAACAGAUACUGGGAGAACUGGCCAAUGUCGCACACCAUUAUACACCCUCAAGUCUGACACUACAGGGGUUCGGUGAAGAUGCUAUGGUGGUUAUGGAGAGUUUAAAUUUUAUUUUUCGUAAGUUUCAUCAACUAAACAUCAGCAAUGAGGAGUACAGCUGUUUAAAGACCAUCACCCUGCUCAAUCAAGAUACAGCAGGAUUAUGUAACACGCCCACGCUGGAACAGUUGAGUGAACGUUACUGGCGUGUGUGUCGGGACCUGACAGAGCAACUCCACCCUCAUCGGCCCAAACGCUACUCUGACAUCAUCACGUGCCUCUCUGAAAUACGCCACACCUCAGGGAAGAUGAUGGCCAUUCCUCUGGAGCAGCUUCCACUGCUGUUAAAGGCGGUACUAUACUCUUGCACAACCAAUCAAAACCCCUGGCCAGCCAACAGAUACGUCUCCAGGAUAUAAACCACGCCUCCAGCCAUGCCAACCUAUGCAUAGCUAUUUUAAUUUUAAUUUACAAUGUUUCCCAAUGUAUUUAUUUCAUGACAAGGUUGAAUGUAAAACUCUUGACAGGUAUGGCUGUAACAAAUGUAGCAAUCUACCAAAUUACAUUUCAAGAUGUCUGAAAGGAAAAUAAACAUUUCCAAUGACACCAGGAACACGACUAGAGAAGGAAAGACCAUUCCGAAUUCUUCCGGGGAAAAAGCCAAAGACAGUGUUCAUUAUAUAAAAUGUUACCUAAAAAUGGAUUUACUGUAAUCAGUUUGUUGUUGAACAUUUAAAGUAUGCAACUACUACAGCAUGAUGAUAUUAAAUAUCCUUGUAUUAUGGGAUGUCGUCGAUAAAAUCUAACUGAUGAUGUUGAAUGAAUAAUGAAUGAAGAAGCCAGUGGUGUGCAGCUCAAAUUUCAGCACAUACUCUGUUGAGUACCAAAGUUGAGCAUGACUUAAUACACCUGUUGUAGACUAGUUUGUGAUUGUUUUUGUUUACUUUUGAGGACUUUUUCUUUUGGAUGGGGACUUUGGUAAUGUUUGAGCCAGUCGCCGGGGUAACAAGCAAUGCAAUAAGCACACUCUUUAGCCCAGGUGUGUGUGUGUGUUACAUGUGUGAUUUCUCGCAAACUUCAUUUCACACGUCUUUAAUGAGGUGUGAAUGCUUGAACAGGGUUCAAUUUGUUCAUAUUUUGGCGUAGCUGUAGUUUUGUUGGAAAUGCUACUCCUUGUUUAGUGUGCAUUGGUUUCUUGAUCAUUUUCUUUCGAGAAUUUGAGAAAUAAUUUUUCAUUAUUAUUUUCUUAAACAUGCUUAUAUGUGUUUUAAGCCAU
Messenger RNA from Xyrauchen texanus (razorback sucker), 2302 nucleotides. RefSeq names its product nuclear receptor subfamily 6, group A, member 1b (gene nr6a1b). Gene Ontology annotation, molecular function: DNA-binding transcription factor activity; sequence-specific DNA binding; zinc ion binding. The record is from RefSeq and is a predicted model, not a curated record. Lineage: Eukaryota; Metazoa; Chordata; Actinopteri; Cypriniformes; Catostomidae. The transcript has 10 exons. Gene Ontology annotation, biological process: regulation of DNA-templated transcription. The coding region runs from base 45 to 1445 and encodes 466 amino acids.